GGCGAUCACCCUAGCUUAUGCCAGCCGCCGCCUUCUCCCCGCGCCUCCUGCGGCUCGCCUGCGUGCUGCCGCUGCUGCUGGCUGUGCAUGCGCUUGGCGACUCCCACGGAAGUGGGUCCGAAGAGGCCAUGUCGAUGGCCCCGACGACGAGCCCGCCGAACGCGACCCACAUCGAUACCUGCCAUCGAAUCGUGGGCGCUGCCGUCAACAUGAGCUGCAGCGCCAACUCGAUUUUCCAGCUGGGCACGCUUGCGAUGAACGAGUCGUCGCUCAACGUCUUUUGCAGCGACCCGAGCUGCGGCGAGAAGCUCAAGGCCCUCAUCGCCGCGCGCGACCAAUGCAACGACAUUGAGCUCUCCGUCUUCUAUGAGCUGGCCGACAUGGAUGGGUGGCCGCAGUUCCAGUACAUGUGUGCGCCCACGUGCCGGCCACAGUACAUUGAGUUUGCCAACCAGUGGUACAACUGCCAAUCCCUGGACGAGAAGGCGCCGCCCGACGCGCCGCCGGUUCGCGUCGCCUGCACUGGCUGUCACAAGGUCAACGAGUCCAUUAGUGACGUCUCGUUCGUCGCGACGUGCGGCGGCCUCGUCGACUUUAUCCGCCGCAUGCUCGCCGAGCGCCAGCUCUCGAGCCAAAACGCGCCCUUUGACAUGAACCACCUCAUUGGGACGUGUGCCAAGUACGCCAACAUCUCGAUGGUCCCCCCGCGCAUGGUCGACGCCCAUAAGAAGCCCGCAAGCUCGCUCUUGUUGGUUGUGAUUGUGCUCGGUGGCCUCGGCGCGAUGGCCCUCGUUGUUGGCUGCUUUUGGCGCUGGCGCCGCGAAGACAGGCCCGCCGAGGUCGACCAAAACCGGCUCUUGACGCGCUCGUCGGGCGGACGGUCCACGACGCGCACUGGAAGUGCGCCGACAACCGACGGCCGGGCGUCCGGCGAGGUGUUGCGGCCAGCAGACGUGUUGUUCCUUGACCGGCUGCGGGUCGAUGACGCCAGCGUCGUUCGGACGCGGCUCCUCGCCAAAGGCGCGCAUGGUGAAGUCUACCUCGGCAAGUACAAUGGCGAACGCGUCGCGAUCAAGUGUCUUCUUCCAGGCCGGACGAGCCAGCAUGAGACUCAAGCCAUGGUCGACGAGAUCAAAAUGCUCUCCCGACUCGACAGCCCGUUCGUUGUCGCGUUCUACGGUGUGUGCUUUCUUCAGACGUCGCCCCUCGCGCGGCUCUCGUUUCUAGUGGAAUUCAUGGACCGCGGCGACCUCCGCGACCUUUUGGUGCUUUCAGCGAGCGACCCCGCGGCGCUCUUUCCGUGGCUCGAGAAGCUCCAGUGCGCGUGGAGCGUCGCCCAAGGCCUUGUCUACCUCCACGAGAACACGGUCAUCCACCGCGACCUCAAGUCGCGCAACGUGCUCCUCGACUCGGGCAAAGGCACCAAGCUCACCGACUUUGGCGUCUCGCGCCACACGUCCAAGACGCUCACGAUGACGGCCGGCGUCGGCACGUACCGCUGGAUGGCGCCGGAGCUCUUGAGCGAGAACCAGUACACGGUCGCCGCCGACGUCUUCUCGUUCGGCAUGGUGCUCUCGGAGCUAUUGACGCACCGCAUUCCGUACUCGGACCUGAUGUCGAAGAACGGCCUGCCGCUCGUCGACACGGCGAUCAUCAACAUGGUCAUCAACGGUGCGAUCACGCCGACGCUGCCCGACGACUGCCCGCCGUGGGCCCGCGACCUCACGCUGGCGUGCAUCGCCGCCGACGCCAACGCCCGGCCGACGGCAAGGCAGGUCGCUGCCAUUCUGCACCAGCAGCUCGUGCUCGCGGUCCCAUAACUUAACCUAUUUAUCGACUUGCGUACAUGGAGG
Molecule: messenger RNA, 1853 nt
Organism: Saprolegnia parasitica CBS 223.65
Lineage: Eukaryota; Oomycota; Saprolegniomycetes; Saprolegniales; Saprolegniaceae
Product: TKL protein kinase
Exons: 2
Coding region: 18-1820 (600 amino acids)
Biological process (GO): protein phosphorylation
Molecular function (GO): ATP binding; protein kinase activity
Source: RefSeq, a predicted model, not a curated record